This is a messenger RNA of Impatiens glandulifera, 1390 nucleotides long. RefSeq names its product endonuclease III homolog 1, chloroplastic-like. Gene Ontology annotation, biological process: nucleotide-excision repair; base-excision repair; base-excision repair, AP site formation. Gene Ontology annotation, cellular component: chloroplast nucleoid; nucleus. NCBI's taxonomy places the organism in Eukaryota, Viridiplantae, Streptophyta, Magnoliopsida, Ericales, Balsaminaceae. Gene Ontology annotation, molecular function: DNA-(apurinic or apyrimidinic site) endonuclease activity; DNA binding; oxidized pyrimidine nucleobase lesion DNA N-glycosylase activity. The coding region runs from base 17 to 1159 and encodes 380 amino acids. The transcript has 10 exons. The record is from RefSeq and is a predicted model, not a curated record.
UAGUUUCGAUUUCCAAAUGCUUAAUCUUCUUCAAUCUCUCCCCCCGAGAAGUUGUAUCUUCUUCUUCCUCCAAACCCCAAUUUUAGCGCCAAUAAACUCCAUUAGAAUGCCAAUCACAAGGCUUUCUUCUUCAACAGCUCUCUCGUCGUCUUCCGAGACAAACAUCAAUCUUCCAGACUCAAACCCAGAAGGUAGUACUACUACUACUUCUAUAUCUGAAACUCGCGUGUUUGUUCGAAAAAAGCGACCUAGAAAGACUGAAGAUAUAUUAUCCCUAAAUGAGGAUAAUAAUAAUAAUAAUAAGCUCCCCGUCUUGCCUGAUAUUGAAGACUUUGCAUAUGGAAAAUCCAACCAGUCAAGAGUGUCAAUUUCAUCUCAUGUUCAGAUAACAGGUAUAAAUACAUCUUCUGAACCUCCUGCCAAUUGGGAGAAGAUUCUACAAGGAAUUCGUAAAAUGAGAUCUUCUGAAGAUGCACCAGUAGACACAAUGGGUUGUGAAAAAGCUGGCAGCUUACUUCCUCCUAAGGAAAGAAGAUUUACUGUCUUGAUAUCUGCACUUCUUUCAAGCCAAACAAAGGAUCAAGUAACCCAUGGUGCUAUUCAACGUCUACUUCAAAAUGGUCUUUCAAAUCCAGAAUCUGUCGAUGGAGCCGAUGAAGAAACCAUCAAGAACUUAAUUUAUCCGGUUGGAUUCUACCCGAAAAAGGCUAGUAAUAUGAAGAAAAUAGCCACAAUAUGCCUGACAAAGUAUGAUGGUGACAUUCCUAGUACACUAGAAGAACUGCUGCAGCUUCCAGGAAUUGGACCCAAAAUGGCUCAUCUGGUUAUGAAUGUAGCUUGGGAUAAUGUUCAGGGGAUAUGCGUAGAUACUCAUGUGCAUCGUAUCUCCAAUCGAUUAGGUUGGGUCUCACGGAUGGUCUCCAAACAGAAAACUUCAAAUCCUGAGGAGACUAGAAUUGCUUUGGAACGAUGGCUUCCAAAGGAAGAGUGGGUUCCAAUUAACCCCCUUUUGGUUGGCUUCGGACAGACUGUGUGUACUCCGUUGAGACCUAAAUGUGGAAUCUGCUGUGUUAACGAUAUGUGUCCAUCUGCGUUUAAAGAGGCAGCAGCCUCAAGCCCCUCUUCCAAAUCGAAGAAAUCUGGUCGAGGCAAGAUCUGAUAUGAUUGAUGUUUAGUAUUGUAAUCUGGUUUUGCAGAUAAACAAGAAGAAAUCAAAUAUGCUUUUAUGAUUAGGAGAAAUUUUGUAAAGGCCAUUCUGUGGCAUGUAGCUUUUUGUAAUUGCAUCUUCUUCCCAAUGACUGCAAUAUCUAUUAAAAGGAAGGCUUGAAGCCAUUUAUAAUACAAUCAUCACUUAAUUGCUAAUUAUAAAGAUGAAAAACAUAUUCUAGCA